AGCAAACCACCAGGUAUCUACCAGUACACUACCAACCUGAAUUAUCUACGUCUACCAAUUGGUCUAGUUUUCGCACCGUAAAAUCUAUCAUCCCGCGUACUACCCAUCUAUUUUCUGUAUUUGUGGUUGCUACUUCCCAAGCAGCUAGGCCUUCGUGACAUCAGGCUAUGCGAAAAAUUAACUAUGCAGAGGCGCCGCCGACUGCGGCAGCCUCAAAAAUUCCAGGGAUCAUGAGCUACGGCGCGGCUGGAUAUGGGUUAAGACGAAACUAAGGCAAAAGUUGUUGGAAAUUUUUCGAUCCUGUUGUUGAGGUGGAAGAAGGGCAUCUUCAGUGAGCGACCCGAAGAUGUUGAACACCUUCGACAAUUCCUCGCCGUCGCUCUUCCGUCGAGCAGGGGUGCUGCCCCCGUGUCGUGGUGGACAUCCUCACCGCUUUACUCCCCGGCCGCUGUCCACUUUGUUUCUGCAGAGCCUACUCCAAGUCUCGCUGAUAUGGUCCUCCUGCAGCCGUGUGGAAAUGAUGGGCUCCUUCGGAUUUUUGAUGAAAACGCGGCCGGCGGCGAAUAAUGGCGGAUCAUCGCCGACACGCAGUAGAUCAUCUUCGAGAAAACUGAAGUACAAAUACAAAAUCAUCGCACCCACUACAGAAAGAACUCCGACGAGGAAGCAGGCCGUGCACGAAGUCGAAGAUCCGGGGGAGAAAGAGAACGAGAAUGAGGACUCGUACGCCUCUGUUUGGCUGGAAGGUCAGGACGUGAACAACCUGGACGAAGGAAGAUUAUCGCUACAAUCUUCUUCUAAAUCAGACUCAGAUAGUGCAGAUGAAGGUCUUUCCAGAGCUCCCCAGGAGAACCACGGCGUGAAAGCGGAAAGUAGCCGAGUAGUAGGUGAUAUUGAACAGUUACAGGGGUCUUCAUUGUCUUCCUCCGAAAGAGAAGUAGAAUACCACUGGGGGAACGAAAAAGAUCUAGUCGACGACAUCACUCUACCAGGACCACCAGCUUUACUAGCAAAAGACGCGGCGGCGUCCCCACCUGCACAAGUUCUUUCCCCCGCUACUAGUUUAGGCUUUUCCUCACUGCAGGUGCAAGUCGACACAGGGCACGAAAAGGACAAAAUUGAGGCGGAGCAGAACAAUAAACUUGCGCUAGGUCGUGUCAAGACAACGACUCGUCAAGAUGAACAUCAGGAAUCAUCAUCUUCGGACGCGUCUACCACUACCGCCGGAACAACGACAAAAUCAAAAAUCGAGGACAGCGCCGCGGUCAAAUGGGCAAUCGGCCUCGUCGUGUUAGCGGUUGUCGUUCUCGUGGCGGUCGGCGCGAUCUUGUCGCAGCACUUAAGCGAAGAGCAGUCCGGUGUGAUGAAGGUGAGUGCUGUGGCGAUUGGGGACGAGGACGGAAUAGGCGACGAUGACAUGUUUUACGAAAGCGAAAUGGACGAAGAGGAUAGAAAUAACCGACACAGCGAUCAAGAAGAAACGUCGUUCAAAAAAAGUAACGACAGCUCGACGCUUGUUGAUCACGAUCAUGAUAUCGUAAGGAAAAAUCCCCCCUCCCCAUACUCAAACUAGAAAUUUGUGAUGCAGAUUUGUGGUCACAAAGAAAUCAGCUUUGUCAUGCUAGAAGGGAAAAGAUGCGGACUGUAGUGCUGGUUGGCGUGGGAAAGCCUUGCAUCUUCAGCAUGACAGGGGGCAGCUGGAAGUGGGAAACAGCAUGACAAAUUGCCUGCAAGCGAGGCCACAGCUGCGUCUCUUGGCCUUCUAGCAUUACAAGUCGACUUGUGUACUCAAAUACAGCAUCACAAAUUUCGUUUUCGAUAUGGGCAGGGGGGGUUUUUCCCUUUGAUAUUACAUGAGCACAACGACAGCGGCCUCCACGCGACGUCGGGGGAACAGGGGCAGCACUCUCCUGGUGUUCUCAGCUUCGCGUACACUGGUGGGGACGUUCGAAGUGGUGGGGUUGCUUCGAGUGGCCGCUUGCCUGCUAAAAAUGUGCAGCACAUACAGGGCUUCCUGAACGGCCAAGAAGUUCAAGUAAAUUCGCAGAGCAAGCAGCACGGCAACGAUCUCGAUCGUCCGAGCGACUUGAGCGCGCUCCAGGCACAGAGGAGUCAGCGCUUGGACGCGAAGCGGCGGCGGAACGACGAGAGGAAGCAGCGCAAGUUGGAGAACUACGUGGAUCAUGCAGCUAUGAUGGACACAAAAGAGGGCCGCGGGGGAGAUGGAGAGGAAAAAUGGGAAGAAACCGACUUAGAGUCGUCCUUGCGCUCAGGGGAACACCUUUUCGUUCCGCGGCCGACGAACAAUCUUCAAGAGUCCUACAAUAGGAGCUCCAACGAGCUGCAACAUGGGGGGCCUGCAACUUCGGCUCCGAUAAAAAUCCCAGUUGUUUCUGUAGCACCUAGUAGGAGUACCGCCGGAGCAGGAAGUACUACGUCAAUCACAGCUAGCACACCUAGCAACGGAGGCGGUAGUUUAGCAGCAACGGCACUGUUGGACUAUCGAAACAAAAGGAGGACCGAGUCUCCGAAUAACACCAGCAAGCCGGCAGGCCCCGGCCACGAAAUGGUAGAGGGCAAGAACAUGGAGGUCCAGAUUACAACGGAUGAGCAGCAGGAGGAGAUGCACGUACAGCGGGCGCCCACGGGAUUUCUGCCGGGUGAAAUAAAUCAACUCGUCCCCGGCGGCGGAGUGGCACAGGAGCGACGUACCACAGGAACAGCUACUUCUCCACGAAAUAUUGACCAGCAGGUAGAUGAUCAACAACGCUCGCAGCAAGUAGAGAAAGUUGCUCUUGCUAAAGGCUGGAGAAUCGCGCAGCAGCCUGUAAACGUUGUUGUUCAGCGCGCUCCUUCCGGUAUGUUGCCCGGGGAGGAGCAAGUUGCUGGUGCUAUAAUUUCACCAACUUCUACUGCAGCCGACACGUCGUACCAGCUGCAGGUCGGGCAACAGACGGGACGACAACCAAGCAGUGCCAAGGCAGCUGGGGGUAGCCGGUAUCGCGAAAUAAACGCGAUUAACCGUGUUAACCGGUCUGGAAAUCCAUCGGAAAUGAUAAACUACAGUGGUGUAAUAGCUAGCUAUACAACUGGAACAGAAACAGCUCCAGCUGCAGCUGCAGCGACUACACGAAGCGCUGGUCCUACCGCUAUUAGUAGAGCUGCUGUCAUGGCCAGGGGGCCGACCAACGUUUCCACUGCAACUACCGCGAACCUCGGUUAUGAAGACCCUCGUGCGACGGCUGCUACGACUGGAUCAAGAGGUACAGUGACCGCGACGACAUUCGACCAGAGACGUUUGCCGUCGGACAUAUCCACCGGGUCGCGACUGACUGCCGCGUCAACAGGGUCCGGACCAAAGCCACGUAUGUUUCAAAACGUGAUGUUGACAAGUAGUAGUACAACAACUGGCCGCGGACAGAGAAGUAGUAGCCCGUCUUCUAGUAAGACACCGCCCGCGCUUCACGUUCCUGUCGAACGAGACCCCGCCGAAGCGACCCCGCUCGCGCCAGGCUUGACUCCGCGGAAAGGACGUGGUGCGAACAAGAAAGCGAACACGGCCAUUGUCUCGCAUGAGCACAGCACCCAGAGCCGCGAUCCAGGCCAAGAGACCUUCGGUGAUGCACCGAAGGAAAAUGCUAGUCGGAGAAAAAUCUCUCCUGCCCUCGCCCGAGCAACCGGAGCCGUUACCACAGUGAAUGCGCUAGCUCAUAGAACAAAGCAGGAUCAUGUUGCCAAUGCGGCAGGAGCUCCUGUUCUUUCAAAGAACAAAAACCAAUCAUCUGUUGAGACGAGUAGUGGGCAACAUGGAGCUGCGAGAUCAGAAGAAGUGCAACAACUUUCACCUCACGGCGAGCCACUUCUUCGCGUUGGUGGGCCUAGUGCUUCUGUAAUAGCCAAGGUAGCAGCUGCAGCAAAAACUACACCUGCUCAACCUAAGCUGCAAACCCGCAAAUUCACGCGCGCCCUUCAGGAGGGCGAGCAGGACGCUGCUGAGCUCCGGUUGGCAGCUGACAUGAUUGAGAAAGCGAAACAGAGAGAGGCGGAACCCUAAACUUACUUAGUUGCCGUUUCUCUUACACUCGUAUACAAUUUAACCCCUGGAGAUGAUUUUUUCCCCACCUGUCGACAUGUCAACUUUUAUCUGUG
Amoebophrya sp. A120 is the source of this 4149-nucleotide messenger RNA. The record is from the annotation of a GenBank genome assembly. Lineage: Eukaryota; Dinophyceae; Syndiniales; Amoebophryaceae.